Messenger RNA from Echinostoma caproni, 633 nucleotides. Lineage: Eukaryota; Metazoa; Platyhelminthes; Trematoda; Plagiorchiida; Echinostomatidae. The record is from the annotation of a GenBank genome assembly.
AUGCCUGAUUGUCGUUACGAGUCCACACAGGUCCUCGUUUCGAUCGGUGAAGAUGAACAGUUCACUGUGACCGGAACAAAAGUAAUCGAUCCGGGCUAUACCCGGGUGCUCACCUGGCAAUCCGUGGAGGAAAAGACACUCCCGGACGCGGCCUUGAUUCGUGGUGCUCGUCUCACCCUGGCCGAUGAACCGACUUUGAUUGAGGGGCAAACGGGACCGCCGGACUAUCUGACAGAGGCGGAACUAAUCACUGCGAUGGAGCGUCAUGGCAUCGGAACGGAUGCGUCUAUCCCGACACACAUUGAAAAUAUUGUUCAACGUGCUUAUGUCCAACUGAUUUCCGGUCGGCGACUGCAGCCGACCCCGUUGGGAAUUGUAUUGGUCCAUGGCUAUCAGGCCAUCGAUCCUGAAUUGGUGUUACCCCAUAUGCGUCGCGCGGUCGAAGAGCAGCUAAACUAUAUUGCUCGGGGCCAGGCUCAGUUUGAACAAGUACUUCAAUUUGUCACGGCCAUUUUUGCGGCCAAAUACCGGUACUUUGUUGAACGGAUCAGCGCGAUGGAUCAACUGUUCGAAGUUUCCUUCUCCAGUCUGGCCGAUACGGGCAAGCCUCUAUCCAGGUUGGUUUUGUGCUGA